AUGUCGGAUACUAAAAGCAACGAUGAUUUCUACGAUACAAUCUGCACUAUCGUGUAUUCGUCGAAAGAUCAUCAGAGCUUGCAUAAAUCAUUGAAUGGUCAAUUUAUACUUUACCAACUUCUCAUCGAUUAUCUACUAGACGACAAAACACCGUUUUCCAAAGCCAAACCUGCAUUAUAUCAAUAUUUCAAACCGGAUAAUCAAUUCGAUCAAAGAAUUCUCAAAGAAUUCGAUAAAGAAUACACGUCGGACAAAGCGAUUUAUUGGUACACAAGAGAUGCUUCGAUUUAUAAAUUCUUAAAUAAAGCUUUACGAUUACAAAAUCUUGACGAUGUCGUAGCAUUCGCGGCAUUAAUUCGCGAUAUUGAUAAACAAUUAAAAGAAGAGUACAAAUCAUUUGUAAAAACGAAGAAAACAUCGAUCAUUCAAGUUUAUCGUGGUCAAUUGAUUCACAAAGAUGAAAUCAAUCGUUUGAAAGCCAACCAAGGUCAAUUGAUUUCGAUGAAUUCAUUUUUAUCUACAAGUGCCAAUCGAGAGAAAGCCUUGCACUUCACAGUCACUCAAUCUCCACCAACCGAACAACUAACCGCAAUUUUAUUUGAAAUCUAUGCAAAUAUUCAGAGUCCCAGUCGACCAUUGGCGGACAUCAAACAUCUACGCGGAUUUUCCGACGACGAAGAAGUUUUGUUCAUGUUCGGAUGCGUUUUUCGUCUUGAUGACAUUUGGUUUGAUGAACAAUUGAAAAUUUGGCGUGGAAAAUUAACUUUAUGUGGUGACAAUGAUUCCGAUAUGAAAGAUUUCUUAUCAACAUUAAACAAAGAACUUAGCGGCAGAAGUAAAUUAAUAUCUUUCGGAACUUAUCUCAUUCAAAUGCAAAAAUAUCAACAAGCGCAAGAGCAUUUCGAGAAAUUACUCGAAAAUAAAUCCUUUAACGAUCCAACGGAAUUGGCACAUUGCCAUUAUGGUUUAUUUCAAAUCAAUUAUGUGAAAGCAGAAUAUAAAUCAGCGAUAAAUAAUCUGAACAAAACUCUAGAUUGUUUAGUUGAAUAUUCGGAACAAAAUGAACAUCCAUUGAUUUGUCAAGCACUGAAUGAUUUAGGCAGAGUUUAUGCCAAACAAAAAGAAUAUAUUUUAUCAAUACAUUUCUACAACAAAGCAUUGAAAACAAUCAUUAAUGAUUGCCCAACAACAUAUUCCGGCUUAGCACAUGUUUAUUUCGAAUUAGAAGAUUAUUAUCUCGCUUUGGAAUGCCUACAAAAAGCUCUGGAUAAUCAACCAUCAAGUGCCUAUGGAUCUAUCGCAGACACCUACAUUUCAAUGGCGAAAGCCUAUGCAAAAAUUAGUCAGCAAGGUAAAGCAUUGGAUAUGUAUGACAAAGCAUUAGAAUCUCAAUUGAAAAUCUUCGGUUCUAAUCAUCCCGACUUGAGUUACACUUAUACAGCGAUCGGUCUGAUGUAUUCCGACUUGGGAAAUCAUGAUAAAGCUUUAGAAUUGGUCGAUAAGGCUUAUCACAUUCAAGUUGAUUCUCUUCCAAAUCAUCAUUCCGAUUUUACGAAAACGUUUCAACAUUUUGGUGAUCUCUAUGUGAAAAAAGGUGAACUAGAUAAAGCUUUAUAUUAUUUUCAUAAAACAGUAGAGAAUCAAUUGAAGAUUUUCGCAUGGAAUCAUCCGAAAAUAGCUGAAUCAUAUCGUCUGAUUGGUGAUAUCUAUCUUAAGAAGAAAGAUUACGAUCGUUCAAUUAGUCAUAUUCAUCAAGUUCUUCUCAACGAAAUCGAUCGAUUUACAUUCGGAAAUCCUAUCCUAAGUGAUACAUUCAAAUUGAUUGCAGACAUCUAUUUUGAGAAGAAAGAUUUCGAUCAUGCCUUACAAUAUUAUCAUAAAUCAUUAGAAAAUGAAUUAGUGAAGAAAUUGCCUGAAGAUAUUUCAUUGAUACCAAUUUAUAAAGUCAUUGCCAAACUUUACUACAAGAAACGUUCGUUAAGUCAAGCGUUACUCUAUUACAAUCGUUUACUUAAUUGUCAUUUGCGACGACAACCGUUCAAUCAAUCAGUUCUCUUCGAUAUUUACAAGAAAAUCGGAAAAGUCUAUUUACGAAAACGGCAUUUCGAUGAAACAUUACUAUUGUAUGACAAAUCUCGCAUUCGUCCAGGAAAAAACAAGUCCACGAUGGAAAUCUACAAAGAUAUUGACAAUGUGCAUUUUGAACGACAACAUUUAGAUGAAUCGUUAUUCUAUUUCGAACGAUAUCUCGAACAAUUAUUGAAAGAAAACACUCCAAAUGAGGUCUCCAUCAAUCGAACGUACUUCAUUCUCGGAAAUAUAUCUUUAGAAAAGCAAAAAUAUGACAAAGCAUUGAAUUAUUUCACUUUGUUGUUAAACACCGAACUAAAGAAGAAAUAUUUCAACGAUCCAUCAUUGACCAAAAUCUACAAAUUCUUAGGAAAUAUCACUUAUAAACUAAGUGAUUAUAACGAAUCGCUCUCGCAUUUCUAUCGUCUGAUCGAUUGCAUUACACAACGAAGACCGUUAGAAGAUACGUCGGUUAUCAAUACUUAUGGAAUGAUUGGUAAAAUCUUCCUUAAGAAACAUUAUCAAAAUCAAAUAGCGAACUACUUCGUUCUCUAUACCGAUCAAAGCAAAGCAACGAAUCCAAUCGAUGUUCUCUAUGAAAAAUACCACUUAGAUCAAACAUUGACAUAUUUUAAAAAAAUGUUAGACAAAAAGACGUCGACAAAUGUCUUUACAAAAGAUUCAAUUUAUAUCAUCGUCGCAAACAUUUGCCUACAAAAACGAGAACCGAAAGAGGCAUUACGAUAUUUUCAUUCGUUGAUCAAAUUACAAUUAGAAAAACAACCAGCAGGAGAUCUUUCAACAGCGAUUAUUUAUUCUAUCGUGGGUGAUAUCUAUUUUAAAUUAUCAGAUUAUAAUCAAGCUUUGGUCAAUUAUCAAAGUGCGUUAGUUAUUUAUCAAAGAUUGUAUGCAAGCAAUCACUCAUCGGUAGUCACAACUAAAUAUAAAAUUCGAGAUGCUGUUUUUCCUGUUUUAUAA
Molecule: messenger RNA, 3048 nt
Organism: Adineta ricciae
Lineage: Eukaryota; Metazoa; Rotifera; Eurotatoria; Adinetida; Adinetidae
Source: the annotation of a GenBank genome assembly